Molecule: messenger RNA, 2356 nt
Organism: Bolinopsis microptera
Lineage: Eukaryota; Metazoa; Ctenophora; Tentaculata; Lobata; Bolinopsidae
Exons: 16
Coding region: 17-1759 (580 amino acids)
Source: RefSeq, a predicted model, not a curated record
UUUAUUAGUGUAGGGAAUGACACACGUAUAUAGAUCAUCUGGUCUGCCUUGGACGAGUAAAGGAUUCCAAGUCGAACCAAAGCUGUUCAUUAAAAUCAAACCACUUGCUAUCCAGUCACAAAAAGGCUAUAAAAUCAGAACCAGAUCUGAACAACAAUACUCGUGUGCUGAUCGACCAAGAGACCAAAUAUUUAAAGAUAACUAUGACAGGAGACAGUUCCAGGUGAAGAAGUGUGGCUACUGGUCCGAUAUCUCUAAACCGUACCGGCCUGUGGGGGACGUAGAACUCGACACAAGAAUGCUCCUACUCAGAACUCUGGACCAGCAAGAUCCUUCCUUAAAUGAUUAUUCAAAGGAUACCUCGAAGCAAAUAAAAAACAUGGGACAACACAAAAGACGAGAGCGCAAAUCCUUUAAGUUAAAAGACGUGUCGGAAAAACAAGAACCAUACUGCCGUAAAGCCGAGAUGAUAAUAAGGCACGAGUUGAACGAAGGGAGAAACAGAAUGGCGGUUGUAAAGUCCGGGAGUAACUUCUUCGAUGUUAUCAAGUCCGAACAGAAGGCUAAGGAAGACGCGAUAAAAGCGGAAAAGAAGCCGACAUAUUCGAGGGAGAAUUGGAGACCGGCGCAAGUGGCCGACGGUUCAGACGAGUCGAGCGAGGAUGACUCUGAGGGAGAAGAGGGCGCGUUGUGUUGGGAGGAGAACUCUAAAACUGACUACUGGACCUCACUAGGAAUACCCUCUCCUGCCCCAUCGACUCCCAGCAGAAGACGAAGCAGCGCAAAAAGCAGACGAUCAUUAGCUCCACAGCCUGUAUACUUCGUGUCGACAUCUUCUAGUGUGAUAAGAACACAAUUACAAGUGUUACGGUGGUUUCUUGAAGCUAUGAGGAGUGAUAACUCUACUCUUAUGGUUCCUAUUACUUCCGCUUGGGCUUACAAGACGAGCGAGUCUAAUUCCACUCUCGAGUCAAAGAAGGUCACACAGUCAAGGUGGAAAAGUUUCAUCAAAUCCAAACAUCCCAACUCCAGUGUGAGGCCCAAAUCUGCAGCUACAGUCGCCGCUAUCUCCACCUCCGGGACCCCAAAACAAGGAGAAGAGUCUACGGAACAGAAGGAAGACCAGAUGCCAGCAUCUCUCCUUCACACUGUGCACAACACUGGUCAGGACAGGGAUGUUAAGAAGAAACCUCUGAAACGACCCUCAACUAGCCCAGGUUGGAUUGGUUCGAGUGCGGCAGCAGCAGCAGGCACGCUCUCUCCGACUGAUAUGCGCUCUAAGUUCUGCACUGUGGCAGAGAACAAAGCUGAGUCCCUGACUCAACAGCUUGCCUCCAUGGAGCGGAGCCGGUCAACUGCCUGCAGGAAGAAGUUUACUUCACUUGAACUUACUGGAGUGAUUAACAAAGAUCUCCAGGAUAUGAGAGCCAGCGUUGCUCUGGACACUGAGGACACUGCUAGACGUAAGAUCAUGUACAAUUUUCAUUGGUUUGACGACCUCUUAGCUGAUCUACCUUGUGCUAGAGACGAUCCCAAAUAUCUCUCUGCUCUUCAGAAACUUUAUGCGCUGUCGCAGUCACAGCAAGCCCUAAAACGGUACACAAAAGAACGGUACUUCUCGAUCAUUCUGACUCUGAGAGAGUGGGAAUUGCAGCUAGCCGAGGUUGCCAGCGUCUCCAAGUUUAUACGAGAGAGGAUUAUAUUUCUACCGGAGGCGGAGUACAAAGAAUGGUACCACCAAUGUUAUAACCACCGCUGAUUGAUUGCGGAGUAUAUGAGCUGAUGCUGCAGAUAAGAUCGCUGGUUUCACUGCUGAAAAUGUCCGCUGUUGCUAUCUUUUAAUCUUCUUUAGCCUCUCAGAGUGGUUCUUUAAGUUUCGCUGGUGCUCUUUUAGCUGGUUUUAAUUUCUGUUUAUAUCUAGGGUAACUUUACUGUUUAUGAAAAUAGAAAACUGUAGGUACAGUGAAUAUAACUUGAAGCUUACUGUAUAUAUUCACCACGGCAUUUCCUCUUUGAAAUAUCUCAAACCACUUACAUUAUAACGAUAAAGUGGUAAUGUUACCGCUAAAGUGGUUAUUCGACCACUAAUAUUGUAAUGUGUACUAAAAUACUGUGACCAAAGCCGAUCAUUAAGCUUUUAAAUGAAACUGUCCUGGCACAAUCUGCUUUAUAUUUGAAAUAUUAUUUAAUUUUGACGGGUUGCAAGCGUUCAGUUUCAGAUAGUUUAUUGUUAGAUCUUUAUUUGAGCAUGGUUAAAUGUUUUAUUUAUAUUAUUUGUCCGUUGUAAAUAUGUAUGUCGACUUUCAGAUUAUUGUACAUUUAACCUGCUGUAUAUCAUUUCUCCGACUUGCUUUAA